AUGUCUGGUGGCCCGUUCCCACACUUCGUGUGCCUUUGCUUUACUCGCACGUCCCGCAAGCGCGAGCGGAUGUUCCCCGCCGGGAGGAGACUGAUCACGACCCGCCGCCUGCUCGUGGGUGCGUCUGCGCUCAUCACGAUGCGUUGCUCCCGCGAGCCUUCGGGCUGCGACACGCUGCCAGCCGACCUUCCGAGCUGCCCGUUCCAGCCCGUGACGCCUCCUCCUCCGGCGGCGGCGACGUCAACUUCUUCUAUCCGUCCAGUGACGGUGGUGUAUCUUGCGCAGAGCCUCGACGGCUACAUUGCCCGACUAGAUGGUGGACUCGAUUGGUUUCCGUACCCAAAUGACGACUCGGAUGAAGAUCUUGGGUGGGCCGAAUUUUUCGCGGGCAUUAAUGCCGUGUUGACAGAUGAGCCCACAGGUGCAGAUUCCUCGCCCGAACCGCCCAGCCAGGUUCUCGACAACAUGGGGCGCGAAGGAAUCACGCGUGUCUAUCUGGACGGCUGGACGUGGAUUCACUCACUGCUGCGGGACGACCUUGUGGACGAGAUGAUCAUCACGACGGUGCCAGUGUUGAUCGGAGACGGCGUCCGCCUCUUUCCGCCUGGAGCCAUAACGGGCUCAGACAAGGCGUGGAUCGUCGACGGCGAGCCACGCGUGUACCCGGGGGGGCUCGUGAAGGUAACGUAUCGGAGGGAUCGGACUCGGGAAUUCUAUGGCCGUCUGCGCGAAGCACUGGCGGCGCUGGGCGGCUAA
This is a messenger RNA of Emiliania huxleyi CCMP1516, 756 nucleotides long. RefSeq lists its product as hypothetical. Lineage: Eukaryota; Haptophyta; Isochrysidales; Noelaerhabdaceae. Gene Ontology annotation, molecular function: 5-amino-6-(5-phosphoribosylamino)uracil reductase activity. The transcript has a single exon. Bases 1 to 756 code for a protein of 251 amino acids. The record is from RefSeq and is a predicted model, not a curated record. Gene Ontology annotation, biological process: riboflavin biosynthetic process.